This is a messenger RNA of Rhododendron vialii, 1985 nucleotides long. RefSeq names its product membrane metalloprotease ARASP, chloroplastic-like. The record is from RefSeq and is a predicted model, not a curated record. Gene Ontology annotation, cellular component: membrane. Gene Ontology annotation, biological process: proteolysis. Lineage: Eukaryota; Viridiplantae; Streptophyta; Magnoliopsida; Ericales; Ericaceae. Gene Ontology annotation, molecular function: metalloendopeptidase activity; protein binding. The transcript has a single exon. Bases 196 to 1524 code for a protein of 442 amino acids.
UGACACUACCCAGAAGACUCGUGGAAAUAGCCGGUAGGUAUUUCCACUCUCAAUUCCCCUCCACAUACCAGAAAAUAUGAAUUAUCCAAUCCCUCUUUCCCUUCUCUUCUCUCUCCUCCAUCUAUUCCCUCUCUCAUUACAACAAACCCUCUCCUCUUAAUCUCAUCUCAAGAGAUCAAAACCAAGAAAACGACCAUGCUUAUAAACCUCUCCUCUUCCUCCCAACGUCCUCCUUUCUCUCUCACCCGAUUGAUCAAUUCAAGAUCACCCAUCUCUCAUUUUCCUCCAAAUUACAAUACCCACUUCUCAAAAUCCCUUUCCACUCCUCCGUCACACCUCAAUUUUCAUUUCAAGAAUCGGUUUUUAUAUGGAAAGACUCGGGUUUCACUUGGGAAGAGACAAGGUUUUAGGACUAGGGCGUUCUCUGGAUUUGAUUUUAGUGGUUUAGAAGCAGCUGCAGUGUUGACGGCCAUCAUUGUUGUGCACGAAAGUGGUCAUUUUUUGGCAGCUUAUCUCCAAGGCAUACAUGUAAGUAAAUUCGCAAUUGGGUUUGGUCCAGUUUUAGCUAAAGUCAAUUCAAAUAAUGUGGAGUACUCAAUUAGGGCAAUUCCCCUUGGUGGGUUUGUGGCUUUUCCUGAUAAUGAUCCUGACAGUGAUAUCCCAGCAGAUGAUGUGAAUUUGCUUAAGAAUAGACCAAUCUUUGAUAGGGUUCUUGUUGUUUCUGCUGGUGUCAUUGCCAACUUUGUGUUUGCUUAUGUGAUCAUCUUAACCCAAGUGUUGUCUGUUGGAUUGCCUAUUCAAGAGGCCUUUCCUGGAGUUCUUGUACCAGAGGUUCGAGCCUUUUCGGCUGCUUCCCGAGAUGGGUUGCUCCCUGGCGACGUAAUUAUGGCGGUUAAUGGGAUUCAGUUACCCAAAAAAGGGCCUAAUCCGGUUUCUGAGGUUGUUAAUGUCAUUAAGAAAAGUCCCAGGAGAAACGUGUUGCUCAAAGUUGCUAGAGGAGAUGAGAACUUUGAAAUUGGAGUUACCCCAGAUGAGAAUUCGGAGGGUUUGGGUCAAAUUGGAGUUCAAUUAUCACCAAAUGUUAAGCUCUCCAUGGCUAGACCAAGCAAUCUUUUAGAAGCUGUGAACUACUCUGGACGGGAGUUUUGGGGUUUGUCAUCUGAGGUUGUCGACGGCUUGAAACAGAUUUUUGUCAAUUUUGGGGAUUCAGCAGACAAAUUUUCAGGUCCUAUUGCCAUUAUAGCUGUUGGUGCUGAAGUUGCGAAGUCGAACAUUGAUGGACUUUACCAAUUUGCAGCUCUGCUCAAUAUUAACCUUGCAGUACUAAACAUCCUUCCUUUGCCUGCUUUAGACGGUGGAACUUUGGCUUUGAUCCUCAUUGAGGCAGCUAGAGGUGGGAGAAAACUCCCUUUAGAAUUAGAGCAGCAAAUAAUGUCAUCGGGGAUCACGCUUGUUCUAAUUAUUGGGGUGUUUCUUAUUAUCCGCGACACACUUAACCUUGAUUUUAUCAAAGAUAUGUUGUGAUUGGUGGGUAAGUUUGAACACAAUUUGAGUUUUGGAAGAACUUUGUGAGGAAUGAAUUUGAAAUUCGACUCAGACGAUGGUGGUCAUGUUCUAUAAAGGAGACGAAACCAAGUUCACCUUGGUAAUGGUUGCUUGGAGUGAUUUGGUGCUACUACAAAGAAAAUUUGUGGCAUGUUAUAUCUGCCUCCUUUUUCUUAAUCUGUUUCAUCCAACAUUGACUUCCUCAGUUUCAUAUAUACCUCCAUGUCUAAGAUAUUGGUUAAGGCUGCAUGUUUAGGGAUUUUUGUCCAGCCUCUGGGAAUUUAUGCUGAUAUAAGUUGAAUUCCUUUGUUGCACGUGGUUAUUUAGAAUAGUUGAAUUCAACAAAUCAAGUCUUCUGAUGAUGGCUUUUCUCAGUUUUGUAUCAUCGAAAGGCACUGGGAAGUUACUUUUUCUCCGUCAAUACAUAUUGUGUGGUAUAA